AUGAACGGCAUACAGGCGUCGUUUUUCAUUCUACUCGAAGCCUUUGUUGUCGUGACAGGAUUUUCUCACUCUCCAUAUUUCACAACACGAGAAAAUAAGCGCCUCCUAGGUCAUCGUAUUAAACAAGUCGAUUCUGUCAGUUUGAAGUCUUGCAGCCAGUUUUGCUUGAUUCAUCCAUGGUGCACUUCAACAAACUUUCAAAUAUCAACCAAGAUGAACGGCAAAGAAACUUGUGAAUUGAACAUGCACGGAGUUGUCAUCGAAAACAAUGAUCAUUUCCAUGAUCAAGAAGGAGUCACUUUCUCUCUGAUGUUAAAGGGAUGUUUGUUGACCGGUUGUCUUAAUGGUGGCUCCUGUGUGCAUGACAAAAAGGAAAACCUGUUCUCAUGUCCGUGCAAAAUACCGUGGACGGGAAAAAAAUGUGAAAAUAAAAACGGAAUAGGCUGGAUUUAUGAUCAUCCUGCUCUUUCAUACAAGAACAUUCGGGACGUGGGAGACUCCAAAGGAGACGGGGAAUACUGGAUCGACCCUGCAAAGAAUGGGAAGCCAUUCAAAGUCUACUGUGACAUGACAACUGAUGGAGGGGGGUGGCUUCUCAUUUCCAACAUUGUUAAGGACGCCUCACCUAUUCAACCCUCCCUCAAGGGGUCCUACGAUGAAGUUAGCCUCUACAAGAGAGGGAGGGAGGCAAAAAGUGGGGGGGUACAAAGUCUCUCGAUCAGUUCACUAACAAAUGGAGUCUCGACGAUCAGAACUAUGAAAAGCGGCUGUAUGAUCACGUGGUUCUCGUCUGGUACAAACAACAUUGGCUGCUUUCACCAGAAAUGCAAGCUGCUUUGUCAAAUUCUUUCUUUCACUGCUGUAUUAGAUUUAAUGAGAUUGUAA
This is a messenger RNA of Pocillopora verrucosa, 885 nucleotides long. Lineage: Eukaryota; Metazoa; Cnidaria; Anthozoa; Scleractinia; Pocilloporidae. The record is from RefSeq and is a predicted model, not a curated record.